GUCUACUCUGCUGCACGAAAAGCAGGAAGCAGACAGAGCCCCGUGUGCGGUUAGCUCGGAGCUAAAGCUAAAAACACUUUGUUAAAAUGUCCAAAGGCCAAACGCUGAGAGCUUUGGUGAAUGAGCGGCUGACUGCGGCUGCUGAAGAGAUCUUUGCGCUGUUUGAAAGAACGAUAGCGGAGUAUGAGGAGGAACUGUGUCGCUCCAAAGAGGAGAACCAGAGGAACCAGGACACUCCACAGACUCCACGGAUUAAAGAGGAGCCAGAGGAGCAGAGCGUCAAACAGGAGGAAGACACGCUCCCAGCACAGCUCCUAGUGAGUGUCCCAGAGUCCAGUGCUGUCUGUGUGAAGACAGAAGAGUCCUCACUGCUUCAUCAUAGACAAACUGAGCACAGAGAAGAAACACAGGGAGAGGACAUCAGCACAGAGCCACAUUUACACUCAGAGACUGAGGGACACACGGAGCACUCCUCUGACACUGACAAUGAUGAAAACUGUAAAGCUCCAUUCAGCUGUUCAGCUGCACAGAUGGUUGCAGUGGUCUCCAUCAGCCUCUGUCUCCAAGUCCAGAAAGGCCAAACGCUGAGAGCUUUGGUGAAUGAGCGGCUGACUGCGGCUGCUGAAGAGAUCUUUGCGCUGUUUGAAAGAACAAUAGUGGAGUAUAAGGAGGAACUGUGUCGCUCCAAAGAGGAGAACCAGAGGAACCAGGACACUCCACAGACUCCACGGAUUAAAGAGGAGCCAGAGGAGCUCAGCAUCAAACAGGAGGAAGACACGCUCCCAGCACAGGGUGAGGAUGCCACUUGCAGCCUUGAAAAUGUGCCUUCUGCCAGUGAAUUUCCAACUCGUGCCACUCAGGGUGAGGAUGAUACUUGCAACCUGCAAAAUGUCCUUUCUACCAGUGACCUUCCACCAUGUGACACUCAGCAUGAUGGAGCCGGAAACAGCCUAAAUACUGUGCCUUCUGCUACCAGUGACAUCCCAACAUGUGACAAUCAGGCCAAUGAAAAUACAUACAAGUCUAUACCAAGUCAUUCUGAAUCAUCUGAUGAUGACGAUGCCCAUGUACCAAAACUGCAAAGAACCAAAAGCUUGUUUAUGAAGUCAACUCUUCCACCCUAUGAGGAUUGGUGUGAAUCGACUCCAGACAGCAGAGACGAGUAUGUUCCGGACUCCUGCGAUGAAAGUAGCAGUUCUCCUUCCGUGAGCAGCACACCUACACCCAGAAAAAAUAGGAAGUCCCUUCCAAGCCAAGCACAGAGUCCAGACAGCACUACUUCCUGUCUUGUACCAGCACCAGCAAAUUUCAAUUUGGAAGGAAAUGAUGAGGAUGAAGAAGUUGCUGAAGGCCAGGAUUUGAUGCCAACAAGCACACCUUCUGUGGUUGUUCAAGUUGUCACAAAGACAAGUGAUGGUUCCAGAAUGUAUAAUAAAAGACAAUAUUGUCUCUUUUGCUUUAAACCCUUCACGAAAAUGGCAAGGCACCUUGAAAGAAUCCAUUCAAAUGAGAAAGACGUAGCUUAUGCAAUACACUUCCCAAAAGGAUCAAAGGAAAGGAAGGUCCACUUGGAAUCACUCAGGAAUAAAGGCAAUUAUCUUCAUAAUGCUGAAGUGAUAAAAACUGGCAAAGGAGAACUAGUUCCUCGAAAAAGACCGUGCAAAAAUGCAGGACACACAGAUUUCAUGCAUUGUGCUUACUGCCACGGUCUCUUCAUGAGAAAGGUGUUAUGGCAACACAUAAAAAUCUGUCGACUGCGUCCUACAAAUCAUUCUGUCAAACCUGGAAUGACUCGGGUUCAGGCUAUCUGUGCCUAUAUAGAGCCAAAUCCUUCACACAUAACUAAAAAGUUAUGGAAGCUUCUUAGUGACAUGACACAAGAUGAUAUUACAAGGGCAGUUAAGAACGACCCUUCUGUAUUGCAACUGGGACAACACUUUCUGAACAAGUGUGGUUCUAACAUAAAGAGACAUGCGUAUAUCAGGCAGAAAAUGCGAGAACUUGGCCGACUUCUUGUAAAUGCCCAACAGAUUGCACCUGUGAAAGAAAUGAAGGACCUAAUAGAUGCCAAAAACUACCUCACACUUGUUAAGGCUGUUAAAAAAACAUGCGGUUACAAAAGUGACGAAGAACAAUUUAGAAUUGGAUCCAUUGCACAUAAACUUGGACACAGUCUCACAAAACUAGGCAAACUGAUGGAAAGCAAUGCCAGAAUGGCAGGAGAUGAGGAAGCACUUGAGAGAGCCACUAACUUCCAGAAAGUACAUGCAGCUCAAUGGAAUGACUUUAUACCCUCAACAGCACUUAGGAAUAUUAGUGAGGUAAAAUGGAAUGUUCCACAGAUCCUCCCAUUCACAGAGGAUAUACAGGCUCUUCAUUCAUUCCUGGACAGGAAGGGUUCAGAAUACAUGGAAUGCCUAAGCACAAAGCCCUCAGCUGAAAACUGGUCGUAUCUAGCAAAGGUUUGUCUUGCUGAAGUUAUUCUUUUCAACAGGAGAAGGGAAGGUGAGGUUUCCUCUAUGCCACUCUCUGCUUUUCUUUCAAGGGAUACAUCAGUGCCACAUGAAGAUGCAGAUUGGGCGCUAUCAGAGACUGAGAAAAAGCUGUGCCGUAAUUUUGUGAGGAUUGAGACUAAAGGAAAAUGGGGACGUAAAGUACCCAUCCUUUUAACACCAAAGAUGGUUGAGACACUGGAGCUGCUUGUCAAAACAAGACAGACGUGUGGCGUUCUACAGGAAAACCCUUAUUUGUUCGCCAGGCCAGCCUCAAUGUUCCAUCAGCGUGGCAGUUGCAUUGGUGUUUUUGCAAAGGCUUGCGGGGCAAAGAAUCCUGGUGCUAUUUCAUCCACAAAGUUGAGAAAACAUGCAGCAACAUUGUCUACAGUCCUUAAUAUGAAUGAAAAUGAAAUGGACCAGCUUGCUAACUUUCUUGGCCAUGACCUUUAUGUCCACCGCCAAUACUAUCGUCUCCCGGAAGGGACACUACAGCUUGCUAAAAUUAGCAAAGUGCUGAUGUCAUUGGAGCAAGGAAGACUCGUGGACUUCAAGGGGAAGAAUCUAGAUGAGAUCGAAAUAGAUCCAAAUGAGGUAGUCCAGGAUAUUGAAGAUGAAAUGGAGGAGGACAUGGAGUCACAGCUGAUUGAUUGCAAUGAACUCAACACCAACAAGGAGAGACCCAUAAGGUCACAAUCAACAGAUAAUAAUAAUUUGUGUGGAAAGGAGACCUUGGACACAGACAAGCGAGGAAACGAAAAGUCACAGCAAACAGGACCCGGAAGCAGAGCUCAGAAGAAGAAGUGGGAGAAAAAUGAGGUGGAGGCAGUCCAAAAGCAUUUGGGUGGAUUCAUCAAAUCCCUACGUGUCCCAGGAAAACAAGACUGUGAAAAAUGCAUACAGGCGGAACAAGACGUUCUCAAAACCCGUGACUGGCGAGCCGUAAAGUAUUUCGUCAAUAACAAAAUUGCUGCGCUGAAACGAAAGCUUUAACUGUUUUAAUUUUUCUGACCUUCAGGUUGCAGCACAGUGCAGUUAAUAAUGCCGUUUUGUUUUUACCUGUAUUAUACCUUUUACAGGUUUUUUUCUUUUUUUUUGUUUUGUUGUUACUGCCUUUAAGAAGUAUUGAAUAUUAUGCAGUGACUGCAUUGAUUAUCUUUAAGUUCUGUCUGCAUAACCAGUUGAACUGCUAAGAUUACCUUUAUGCUUAAACUGUUCCAAUAAAGGUUUUAGCAUUAUGUUUAAAGAUUGC
Periophthalmus magnuspinnatus is the source of this 3744-nucleotide messenger RNA. RefSeq lists its product as uncharacterized. The coding region runs from base 87 to 3485 and encodes 1132 amino acids. NCBI's taxonomy places the organism in Eukaryota, Metazoa, Chordata, Actinopteri, Gobiiformes, Gobiidae. The transcript is spliced from 10 exons. The record is from RefSeq and is a predicted model, not a curated record.